AUGGCGAAGAUGGAGGAUGGCGAUGGGAGGAGGUGGUUGGCGAAGGACGCCGGCGUGUGGCAUUACAAUAAAUCUUUCAAGUGGUACGAGUAUGAGCAGGAGCGGUUCUGGACGGCACAUCGGCACCCACCGGAUGUUCGUACACUUAUGCUCGUUCCAGGCCCUAAGAGACCAAAUGCAGGUCUCAACACUCCCAACUCAAUCAACAAUGCUUCCAAUCUCAAAGGCGAAGAUAUCCGCAACAACUUUGUGGGUCAUCUGUGGAAGGCCUUGGAUCAGGCCGGCGUGAGGACGUUCAUGGAUAGCAAGGAACUGAGGAAGGGAGAGGGAAUAUCACCCUUGAUCACGAGGGCGAUCAAAGAAUCACGCGUUGCUGUCAUCAUCUUCUUGGAGAGCUAUGCUUCAUCGCCAUGGAGCUUGGAGGAGCUAGCGCAGAUAUUGGAGUGCAAGAAGAUGAAAGAACAGGAUUCAGAGAGAGUGAAGAAAUGGAGGGAAGCUCUUGUUGAAGCUGCUAAUUUGUCUGGGUGGCAUCUGGACAACGGAGAUGAAUCCAGUCUAAUUGAGAGCAUAACUAAAGAGAUCUCAGUCAAAUUAGGCACAGUGCCCCUCCAUGUUUUAAAGCAUCCAGUUGGAAUAGAUCACCGGGUAGAGAAAGUCGAAUUGUUGUUGAGAAUGGAACUUAGUGAUGCUCACAUGGUGGGAAUCUGGGGGACUGGAGGCAUAGGAAAGACAACUAUUGCUAAAGCUGUUUACAAUGCUCUCCAUAGACAAUUUGUCAACCGCUGCUUUCUCAACAAAGUGGGCGAAACAUCGAAAAAUCACGGCAUGGUUCAUCUGCAGAAGGAACUUCUGCAUAAGAUGUUGCGGACAAAAGGCUUAGAAGUGUCGAGCGUUGAUGCGGGGAUUAAUUUGAUACGGGAUAGACUCUGCUGCAAAGAGGUUCUUCUUGUUCUUGAUGAUGCGACUGAUAUGGACCAAUUAGAUGCAUUAGCCGGAGAAUGUGACUGGUUCGGUAAAGGAAGUCGGGUCAUCAUUACAACAAGAGAUAAACAUUUGCUCACUUCUCACACUAUAAGUGAAAUAUACGAGGUCAAACCUUUAAAUCACACUGAAUCUCUUGAGCUCCUUAGUAGUCAUGCUUUUCCAAGGGGUGAGAAAAUGGAGAUGAGUAGGGAUCUGGUGGACGACGUUCUGAGGUAUGCGAAUGGGCUUCCUCUAGCGCUUGUAGUGUUGGGUUCAUUUUUUAAUGGUAGAAGCAAAGACCAGUGGAAGAGCGCAUUGAAUAAACUUGCAGAGCAUCCGAAUGAAAUGAUCAAUAAUGUCCUGAAGAUUAGCUUUGAGGCCCUAGAUGAUCAACAGAAGGAAAUUUUUCUCGAUAUUGAAAUCAGAUUUUUAGAGAGAGCAAAAGGGAGAGAAAGAGAGAGAGUCGGUUGCGUACGGGUGCAUCCGCCGCGUCCGCGCUGCCCCUCCGCCGUGCCUGGGUCGCUGCCACUGCUGUUCCGCAGCGCCCAAAGGACUCUGCAGUUUAUCCCCGGCGGUGCUGCUCUCCCUCGUGGUCACCUUGAACGCCGCAGGAUAACUUCUUGCUCCAACCGGCCACCGUGA
Messenger RNA from Syzygium oleosum, 1605 nucleotides. RefSeq names its product disease resistance protein Roq1-like. Gene Ontology annotation, biological process: signal transduction; defense response. The record is from RefSeq and is a predicted model, not a curated record. The coding region runs from base 1 to 1605 and encodes 534 amino acids. The transcript has 7 exons. Gene Ontology annotation, molecular function: ADP binding; ATP hydrolysis activity. NCBI's taxonomy places the organism in Eukaryota, Viridiplantae, Streptophyta, Magnoliopsida, Myrtales, Myrtaceae.